This is a messenger RNA of Sphenostylis stenocarpa, 627 nucleotides long. Lineage: Eukaryota; Viridiplantae; Streptophyta; Magnoliopsida; Fabales; Fabaceae. The record is from the annotation of a GenBank genome assembly.
AUGGCGGAGCAGGUGAGGAUGAUAGGGAACCUGCUCGCGAUGCUGAGAUCGACAGAGGUGGCGCGGCUGCCGGCGACGAAGGAGCCGUUGGACGGUCUACAGGAGACUCUUUGGAAAACGCUGGAAUUGGUGGAAAGUUGCAAAGACAAGAGUUAUCUUUACAUGCUUGCCAUGGGUUGGAGCGUUGUGAAUCAGUUCCGCCACGUUCAGACGCAGAUCGAUCGCUACCUUCAUCUCGGGCCCCUCAUUUCCGUUGUUCACGAUCUUCGUAUGCAGCCCCUGAUUAAUUUGGGACAAAGUUAUAGAAUGUCACCCUUCACUGUCUGUGCUACCACAGGGAAUAUAACAUGGAUCUCCUCCCAACAACGGUGGCAACUUGGAGCUACUAUUAGACAUUCCAGCGAAGAGGAUCAAAGGGAAUACACUCUGGAUGAAGAAGAAAUGGAGUCCCAGAAUGUGAUACUAAAGAUUAAUCAAUCUAAGAAGGAUGCAGUAUAUUGGAGAAGUCCUUAUCUCAUAGGUACCCAAAUUUGGGGUUUCACGAGGCCCUCCGAGAGGAGAAAGAAAAACUGCAUAUUGAACUACAUAGAUCGAGAACCAAUAAUGACCCAGAGCAAUGCAUGGUAA